AGAAAGAGUGAAAGCACAUGCACUCCCUAUAAUGGUCGGUUAAAAGUGGACACGUUCACCUUCGUCCUCACAAAAGUGAAUAUAAAGUCAUUUUAAUCUUCUCUACCAGGAUUAUUAUGUUUCUACUGUGUCAUUCUGAAGAGUUUUGUCUCCCGAACACGUGUUGAAGACUCAGAGACAUGUUGCUCAGUACUCUAUCUGGGUUAGCAUUGCUGCCCUUGCGCCUAAUAAUGAGGGUUCCCUGCAACCACAGCCUGUCCUGAAUGUGUGCAGCAGCCAACUAUAUACUCCCACUGAGGAGACAAAGUGAGGGCUUGGCGAAUCCGGGCAGGCUGUGUGGGGGGGUGUCGAUGCCCGCCCAUGCCCCUGGAGCCCGGUCACGUGGAGCACCCCACGACCCAGAGAUGGACCUAGCCUGGCAGGAACUGAUGGCCAUCACAGAGCUUCAGGAGUUUGAGGUCCCCCAUGAUGGCCCAUAUGAAACUAUUCAGUACCAUCCCACAGAGCCACCUAUAUCUCUGGGAGGUUAUAGCAUGGCUCAGUCUCAUACACAGCCUCUCCCCUGUUGUGUCGAGACAAACCGUGAUGUUGCAUAUGAGGGAACCUACUCUGAAGUAAUGCCAGCCUGCCAGCAUCAGGCUACCAGUGAAUUAACUGAGGCACUGUACAGACAUUCUGGAACUCAUUCUGGAGCCCAGCUGAAUCCCAGAGUUCUGAACCCUCUGCCACCACCGCAGAUUAAUUUUCUAGAACAUAUGAGUCUGAUGAGUGUCGGUGGUGAGGGGUCUGUUGGAAAAGACAAUGCUGGCCUCUCUCAGGGUUCGAGUCGACACAUGCUAGGGACUGAUCACAGGCAGGGCAAACACCAACCAUGCACUGUGGAUGAUCUGGAGUCUGACUCGGGCCUAUCGCUGGGGUCUAGCCCACCGCUGGCCUCACCGGAUGAUGUCAUGACCGGUGUACCUGCUUGUUCAAGCACAGAGGUUGGUCUGAACUAUAGUCACAGGGGGGUGGAGAGUAUGGGUGAGCAAGGUAGGAGAGCUAGCCUCCUUUACUCCUUGGAUUAUCAGCAGCAUCCUACCCAGUCCUACCCCUACUCAGGGCCGCACCCCUCUUACUUCCCUGUAACACAACCAUCCCAAAUGCAACCACAGCCUCACUUCCUGCCUCCCAUGUCAAUGAAACAUCAACAGGGUUUACCGAGUGCAUUGAAUGACUUGCACCUUAACAGCUCUGUCAGCAUAGGGAGCUCUUCUCAGGCGUUUUAUGUAAAACCCAGAGGCAACCCUCCUCCUGUCCCUCUGAGCCGGGACGAACGCAGAGCUCACGCCCUCAAGAUCCCUUUCCCUCUGGAGAAGAUCAUCAACCUACCCGUGGACGACUUCAACGAGCUCCUGACCAAGUACACGCUCACGGACGCCCAGCUCGCCCUCGUCAGAGACAUCCGCCGGCGGGGGAAGAACAAGGUGGCGGCUCAGAACUGCAGGAAGAGGAAGCUGGAGAAUAUAGUUAAUCUGGAGGGAGAGCUGGGUCAGCUGCAGGCCCAGAGGGAUCACCUGGCCAGAGAGAGAAUGGAGUUCCAACACAACCUAGCUAUUGUUAAACACCGCCUCACAGACUUGUAUGCGGAAGUGUUCUCUCAGCUCCGGGAUGAGGAUGGACAUCCCUACUCUAUAGAGGACUACUCUCUACAGCAGACCCCUGAUGGGAACGUAUACCUGGUGCCACGUACUGACGUGUUGGAUGGAGAAUAAUGUAAAGAUGAAAUCUAUUGGACAGCUAUUGUAUACUGCCUCCCUGUUUAUAUACCAUUAUGAAAUGUUGAUACAUCUACAGUACAGUAAGAGCCAUUAAGUAUACUGAACAAAAAUAUAAAACGCAACAAUUUCAAAGAGUUACAGUUCAUAAGUUAUUGAAGUAAAUCAGUUAGGCCCUAAUCUAUGGAUUUCACAACUGGGAAUAGAUAGGCAUCUGUAGGUCAAAUACCUUUUCUUAAAAAAAAAAGUGCCUUAGGAUCUCACCACGGUAUCACUGUGCAUUCAAACUGCCAUCUAUAAAAUGCAAUUGUGUUCAUUGUCCUUAGCUUAUGCCUGCCCAUAACCCCACUAUGGUGCACUCUGUUGACAUCAGCAAACCACUCGCCCACACACGUUGUCUUGAGGCAGGUUGGGCGUACUUCCAAAUUCUCCAAAACAACAUUGGAUGCAGUUUAUGGUAGAGAAAUUAGCAUGGUGGACAUUCCUGCCUUCAGCAUGCCAAUUGCACUCUCCUUCAAAACUUGAGACAUGUGGCAUUGUGUUGUGGUUCAAAACUGCACACUUGAGUGGCUUUCUUUUGUCCCCGUCAGGUGCACCUGUGUAAUGAUCAUGCUGUUUAAUCAGCUUCUUGAUAUGCAACACCUGAGUUGGAAGGAUUAUCUUGGCAAAGAGUAAUGCUCACUAACAGGGAUAUAAACAAAUGUGCACAAAAUGAGAAAUAAUAUUUUUGUGCAUUUUAUUUCAGCUCAUUAACAUAGAUGUUGGUCCCAUGUUUAAUGUUGAAAGUGUAUGCCAGCUACAAGUCAUUUUAGAUACUGUGCUCAUAUGUACAAUCGAGUCAAUAGUUACAAGUGAAGUCAUAUGGCUAUACUUGUUCUGGAUACAUUUUAUUCAAUGUUGUAAGACUACAGCGCCUUCAGAAAGUAUUUAUACCCCUUAUUGAAAAAUGAUUUCACGCAAGUAUUCACACCUGAGUCAAAAGCUGAUUUAAGUCCAAACUAGGCCACUCACAUUCAAUGUAGUCUUGGUAAGCAACUCGUGUAUAUUUGGCUGUGUUUGAGGUUAUUGUCCUGCUGAAAGGUGAGUUUGCCUCUUAGGGUCUGAUGGAAAGUAGACUGAACCAGAUUUUCUUUAGGCUUUUGCCUGUACUCAAUUCCAUUUAACAAAAAAUAAUCUCCAUUGUCCUUGCGGAUGACAAGAACACCCAUAACAUGAUGCAGCCACAACCACCGUACUUAGUGAUGUGUUGAAUUUGCCCCAAGCAUAACACUGUAUUCAGGGCAUAGGUUAUAUCUUGCCAACUGGAUGUAUGGUUUGAAUAUUUGUUCUGUACAGGCUUCCUUUUCACUCAUUUAGGUUAGCAUUGUGGAGUAUCAAUGUUGAUCCAGCCUCAGUGUUCUCCCAUCAGCCAUUAACACGGUUUUAAAGUCACCAUUGGCCGCCAUCUCCAGCAACAGCGUUUUGAAAGACACCUGUAUCUUUGUAGUGUAAUUUAUAACGUCACCAUGUGCAAAGGGACAUUCAAUAACUCCCUGGCCUUGAUGUUUGAAAUGCACUGCUCAACCUCACAGAUAAUUGUUUGUGGGGUACAGAGAUGAGGUAGCCAUUCAAAAAUCAUAUUAAACACUUAUUGCACAGAGUCCAUGCAACAACCUAAGCAAAUUUACUCUGCAAAAUAGUUAUUCCCCAUAAGUGGUCGACAGCUUUAAAUUUGUAUACAUUUCUAAAAACAAAUCCACUGACAUGGGCUAUUGGUAGGACAGCGACGAAGUUGCAAUUUAUUCCAUGAAAGUUCAGGCUGUAACACAAGGUUGAAAAAGUCAAGUGGUGUGCAAACUUCCUGAAAGUGCCUUUUCAUUCAAUCAAGACAUACAUUUGGGGAAAUUCUAUCAUGUCCCUGCAUGAAUUCUAUUAGAGGAUGAAAAUUGUUAACCAUCUAUGCGGCUGUUUAAUCAUAGUAUUUAGCAAAUGAAAGGACCAAAAUGGAAGAUAUUUUUGUAAAAAUAUUUUAUUGGCAAAACUGAUGCGGGUAAAAAAAAAACGAGUAAAAUCCUGCACAGCAGUAACAAAAAAUGACCAUUGCAUUUCUCCAGGCACCCUAAAACAGAAGACAAAAAUCACGACAGCCUUAGAGACGAGGCUUCAGAUAUUCUCCCACAAUACAAGACAAAAAAUAUGAAUAUUUCCAACGGUCACUGUCUCUUACCUUGUGCAAUGUUACUGUGUUCAACUCAUCAUGCUUUCAGUAGCAGUCCUUCAAAAGCAGUCAGUUUCCUAGGAAGUAUCAGAAGAAAAGGAGACUGAAACAAUGUAACACUGAAAGGCAUUAAUUAGUCUGUUACCAUUUCAUAGUUUGACUGCAAACAUAAGCAUGCAUUACAAGUAAUGUAGCAUAUCUUUACGAUUUGUGCCAAAGGUCAAUGCCCCUUGUAUUACCAGAUGAACAGGGGGCAGUGAUUUGUAAUAAAACAUCUCUGCACAUCCAAAUAAACUGUACAUGGUCA
Salvelinus namaycush (lake trout) is the source of this 4261-nucleotide messenger RNA. Its product is annotated as transcription factor NF-E2 45 kDa subunit-like. The coding region runs from base 264 to 1754 and encodes 496 amino acids. Lineage: Eukaryota; Metazoa; Chordata; Actinopteri; Salmoniformes; Salmonidae. The record is from RefSeq and is a predicted model, not a curated record. The transcript has 5 exons. Gene Ontology annotation, molecular function: DNA-binding transcription factor activity, RNA polymerase II-specific; RNA polymerase II cis-regulatory region sequence-specific DNA binding. Gene Ontology annotation, biological process: regulation of transcription by RNA polymerase II. Gene Ontology annotation, cellular component: nucleus.